Molecule: messenger RNA, 4270 nt
Organism: Cannabis sativa
Lineage: Eukaryota; Viridiplantae; Streptophyta; Magnoliopsida; Rosales; Cannabaceae
Exons: 10
Coding region: 345-3695 (1116 amino acids)
Biological process (GO): protein phosphorylation; signal transduction
Cellular component (GO): cytoplasm
Molecular function (GO): ATP binding; protein binding; protein kinase activity
Source: RefSeq, a predicted model, not a curated record
GAAUUGAGAAAGGACGUUGUGCCACGUGUUACACUACCUGGCAAUCAGGCAUCGCAUCUUGGAUUUGGAGCCACGCGACACACCAUAACAAAACCCCAACCUCUCUCUCUCUCUCUUACUUCUUCUUCUUCUUCUUCUUCUUCCUCCUCUUCUCUCAUCACCGCCACCACCACCACCCUCAACGGCGUCGUUUUCUUCUUCUUUUGUUACGGACUCAGAUUCAUACUACUUUCUCAUUUACAGAUAACCCUAAAGCUGAGGGUUUUCUCCGAAUCGAAGAAGAUAGAGAGGUUUUCUCUUCCUCUCUGUCUCUGAUUAUUCAUUGCCCAAUUUUCAGGGUCUGAAUGAUACUCAUGUGUAACAAGGGUAUUGCUGAUAACUCAAUUGAUCAGCAACACCAUCACCAGUCUGGUUACUUGAUGGACAGUUUUUCAAGUACAACAAACUCAGUUUCUAAUUCUCCACCUGGUUUGAGCUCUGGUUCCAAUGAUGAAACCCCUCGUGUUAAGUUUCUUUGUAGUUUUUUGGGAAGUAUAUUGCCUCGUCCUCAAGAUGGGAAGCUCCGUUAUGUUGGGGGAGAGACGAGAAUCGUUAGUGUGCCUAGAGAUAUUUGUUUUGAUGAGUUGAUGAACAGGAUGAGGGAGCUUUAUGAUGGGGCUUCGGUUUUGAAGUACCAACAACCUGAUGAAGAUCUUGAUGCUCUUGUGUCUGUUGUGAAUGAUGAUGAUGUCACUAACAUGAUGGAAGAGUAUGAUAAGUUGGGUUCUGGGGAUGGUUUCACUAGGCUAAGGAUUUUUCUUUUUGGGAUUUCUGACCAAGAUUCUUUGUCUCACUAUGAUGGGGAUGAGAGGGAUAGUGAGAGGAGGUAUGUAGAUGCGUUGAACAAUUUGAAUGAUGGAUCUGAUUUUAGGAGGCAACUGCAGCCUGAUUCGCCUGUGAUGAGUCCUGUUGAUGAUUUACAUUUAGCUGAACAGUACUUUAAUUCAAUGAAUUUCGAAGGAAGUGGGCAUAACCAGAGGAAUUAUGAGAUGUCAAUGCCGCAGUAUAAUUUGCAUCGCCUUAAAAUUCCCCAUAUGGGAUCAGGACAACACCAUCAACCCAUGAGCCAGAGGUAUAGCGAAAUGGAAGCCCCUUGGAGUCCGGCAUACUAUUCUCCCAGACAUCAUGGACAUGAUCCAAGAACAAUGGCAGAUUUUCCUUCCUCUCCCUCUUCUGCACGUUUCCAUGUACCGUUUUCAGAGUUACCUGAUAAGAGCUCUGAUAGAUUGCCUGAAGAAUAUCGGCAACAACUGAAUCACCAACCUGCUUAUGAUCACCAUCCUCAAUAUUCUGAGAGUGCUGGAUGGCUGCCUGGUGGAGUCCACUCGGGUGAAAAGUCAGCUUUUCCUGGUAAUCUUUUUAAUGGACCCAAUGUUACUGAAGGAAGUAGUAUUUGUGAGCAUUGCCGUAUGAGUUUCCAAAGAAAUAUUGACCAUCCCAACAUGGGAAACGGACUUCACUCUCUUUCUAAUCCAUGUGCAGAGUGCCCACCGAACAGGGAAGCUUUUAUGAUGAAUGCAGAUGCAAAGUUGCAACAUGGAAUUUACACACCCGAACUGAAUAAUGACCACCGGUCUUUAUACAACGAAACUCAAAAUCAUGAUAGGGCGGCGGCAUGGCUUCUGCAUCAAAAUUUGAAUGCCCGGGCUGAGGAAGCAAGAUCCCAUGUUUCUGGAUCUGUAAGAGUGAACGAUCAUUUUGCUGUAGACGGUGGCAUGAAUUUUCCUCUUAGUCACAGUAAUAUGGUCGAUGGUCGACCUGUGCCUUCAAAUUAUAUUCAUCACCGAGGAGGAAAUGAAAUGGGAAUUGAAGCUUUUCAUGACCAACCUGUGGCUGGUGCAUCUCACAUGCACGUUCCUCCUCCUGAAGAAAGUGGAGUUCGAUAUGGAAAUAUUCCUUUACCAUUUGCAGGAGAUAAUCUUCAUCCAACUCAUGGACAUGUAUCUGGACAUCCAGUAUGGAGAAAUAUGCAGAACCCAGCUCCUAUUGCUCAAACUUAUGAAGCAGGCAAUUCAAUGCCACAAGUAAAUGGUAAAGUUAAUGCAGGACUUCCAAGGGGUCCAUGGGAAGGUAGUCCAAGGAUCUGUUUUGGGGUGGAUAAUCAGAAUCCUUGGGUUGACUCCUCAAAGUAUCAGGCUUUCGAUGGUAAAGCUGUCCCUGAUUAUGCCUUUGGUCAGGCUUCAAGGUUAAGUUCUAACGCACUUUGUCAGGAAAACCAACAAGCUAUUCCCCUAGAUCCUGUACGAACCACACCCAUAGAUCUUGUACGGACCACACCCGAUAUGAUCAACUUAUCUAAUCCAGUGGAACCUUCUCUAGCACCCCUGAUAUCAAAUGGGAAAGGUGUAGCUGAAGAUCAAAACGAAGAAAUGCAUGUAGAAAAGGUUGAAAACUCUGAUCAGCAUGAGACUUUAAAUUCAGAGGCAGUUAAAGUUGGUGACAGUAAUUGUGUGAGUGUGCCUCCUGAAGUAGCAUAUUCAAUCUGUUCAAAGCCUGCAGUCGAGAAUGGUAAUGCCGUCAAACAAGUGGAGAAUGUGGUAAAGCUUUCAGUUGACAAACUGAGUUUCUUGCCUGAGUUGAUUGCAUCUGCGAAGGAAGCAGCAUUAGAAGGGGUCAAGGAUGUGAAAUCACGAGUUGAAGAAAAUUCAGAUCUUGAAAAGAAUGACUUGAUAACUGAAGAAGUGAAUUCUGAUAAAUUAGAUUCAGCGAAUGCUCACGCUGAUGUAGAGUUGGAUUCUGAUAACGAUACUAUAGACACCUCUAGAAUCGAGCCCACGAAAGCUGAGGCAGAGGCUAUUGCAAAAGGAUUGCAGACUAUAAAGAAUGAUGAUCUGGAAGAGAUCCGUGAGUUAGGCUCUGGAACAUAUGGGGCUGUUUAUCAUGGGAAAUGGAGGGGCUCUGAUGUAGCAAUAAAGAGAAUAAAGGCCAGCUGUUUUUCUGGGAGACCAUCUGAAAGAGAGCGAUUGAUUGGCGAUUUCUGGAAGGAGGCUUUGAUAUUGAGUUCACUUCAUCAUCCAAAUGUAGUUUCUUUCUAUGGAAUCGUCCGUGAUGGUCCUGAUGGUUCUUUGGCAACAUUAACAGAGUUUAUGGUUAAUGGAUCUCUGAAACAGUUCUUGCAGAAGAAGGACAGAACAAUUGACAGGCGUAAGAGACUCAUCAUAGCUAUGGAUGCUGCAUUCGGGAUGGAGUAUUUGCAUGGGAAGAAUAUUGUGCAUUUUGAUUUGAAAUGUGAAAAUCUCUUGGUAAAUAUGAGAGAUCCUCAGCGUCCCGUCUGCAAGAUUGGAGAUUUGGGCUUGUCAAAGGUAAAACAGCAUACCUUAGUCUCUGGAGGUAUUCGUGGAACUUUACCCUGGAUGGCUCCUGAGCUUCUUAGUGGGAAAAGUAACAUGGUUACGGAGAAGAUUGAUGUUUACUCAUUUGGCAUUGUGAUGUGGGAAUUGCUUACUGGUGAGGAACCUUAUUCAGGCUUGCAUUCUGCUUCGAUAAUUGGAGGAAUCGUGAACAACUCAUUACGUCCACAGAUUCCAUCGUGGUGUGAUCCCGAAUGGAAGGCUUUAAUGGAGGCUUGUUGGUCAUCUGAUCCCACACAGAGACCGUCGUUUACAGAAAUCUCACAGAAGCUGAGGAACAUGGCUGCUGCAAUGAAUUUGAAAUAGUUUUCAAUCUCGACGCAGUCAUCUUACUUACUACUCCCUCUCAUCGGUCGCGAAAAAUAAUGAGAAGCAUAGAACUCUCUCAGCUUAAAAAGCCACCACUGUUUCUAUGUAUAUGGAAGGCUCUAAUAAUACAUAUUAUUCCAUGGUUUUAUCUCAUUUCAAAAUAUUUUGUAUUAGUUAAACAAAAAAAAGAACAAAAAAAAAUGGUAACUUUCUUUAUUGGGAGUGCUCCUAUUAUAUGCACUCACUACUAGAAAUUACCUGGAAGACGAAAACAAACCAGCGACGAACACGAACACGAUCGAAAUGUAUGUGUUAUUUUGGAGAGGACCAGAGUGACUACUACUACUACUGAUAUACUAUAUAACACUUUUGAAGCAGAGAACUGAGUUUGGUUUUUUGUACAUAUAAAUAAAUGACCAGUCCUGUGUUUGAUAAUGCUCUAUAUUGAUAUAUUUAUAUAUAUAGAUGCAUUAUGCUUCUUUAAUUGAGUCGAAUAGUCAUUGUAUGUUCUUAUGGGAUUUCUUUUAUUUUUUGUUUUGUGUUAAAUUCCACUCCCUGGGGACAUUAUUCUA